This is a messenger RNA of Anolis carolinensis (green anole), 812 nucleotides long. RefSeq lists its product as uncharacterized. The transcript has a single exon. Bases 633 to 812 code for a protein of 59 amino acids. The record is from RefSeq and is a predicted model, not a curated record. Lineage: Eukaryota; Metazoa; Chordata; Lepidosauria; Squamata; Anolidae.
AACAACAGGCAGGAGCCGGGGUAGCCGUGGCUUGCAGGGCUGUCGCGCUGGCCCGGCCUUCCGCUUCUCUCCUCCUCUUCCUCCCCUGAUGCUGUUUUGGCGAAUCCGGUCCAGCCAGGCAGGAGAGCCCUGAAGACGGCACCAAGGAGACAGAGAGAGCAAGAGAGGAGCCUGGGGCCACGUCUCCGCCGCCGUCUCCCCGACACCCUCAUCCGCACCCGGCACUCCUGGGUGCCUCUCCUGUCAUUCCCUCCCCUCCUCCCCCCUUUCCCCUCCUCCUCUCCUUCCACCCAUCCAUCCUUCUCUCCCUCCCUCCCUCCUUGAGCAUCUUCUCCAGCGGUGCUCAACUGGUUGGCGAUGAUGCUGCUGCUGCCAUCCUCGGAGAGGCUGAGCGCUUGAGAGCCACCCAAGAAAAAGCCGAGGCGAGAGGGAGGAAUACAAAGCACAGCAAGCAGGCUCAACCAACGCUCCACCACCUCCUCCUCUAAAUAUAUCUCAAGCCCAAGCAUCCAACAAAGCCACCAGCUGAGCGAGCCAGAGAGUUGGCUGGACCAGAGAGAGAGAGAAAGAGCGAGAGCGGCCGCCGUCUGUCUCUCCUUCUGCCUCCUCCUCUCUUCUAGCAUGGUGGAUGUAUGGACAGUCUCGCCGAGCAGAGGUUGACAGCCCCCGGCCUCCCCGCUCCACAUCUGGAACACUACAGCGUCCUGCACUGCACCAUGACCUUGGAUGUCCAGACGGUGGUGGUCUUCGCCGUCAUCGUGGUCUUGCUCCUGGUCAACGUCAUCCUCAUGUUCUUCUUGGGCACCCGUUGA